This is a messenger RNA of Pseudoliparis swirei, 2300 nucleotides long. RefSeq names its product v-ral simian leukemia viral oncogene homolog Ba (ras related) (gene ralba). Bases 142 to 825 code for a protein of 227 amino acids. Gene Ontology annotation, biological process: Ras protein signal transduction. Lineage: Eukaryota; Metazoa; Chordata; Actinopteri; Perciformes; Liparidae. Gene Ontology annotation, molecular function: GDP binding; GTPase activity; GTP binding. The transcript has 5 exons. The record is from RefSeq and is a predicted model, not a curated record. Gene Ontology annotation, cellular component: plasma membrane.
UUGCAGGAGCGGUUAGCAUUUGGAGAAGCCAAUGCCCCGACAUGCUCUAUUAAUGCAGCCAUCAAGAUAACAUAAACCGAAGGGCAGAAAUACAAACUCUUGCUUUGGAUUUGGCCGAGUGUCUGGUUGCAGAGGAGGUGUAUGCGUGGGUGUGGUGUGUGUGUGCGAGUGUGUGAAAGAUACACCAAGAAGAAUCCAGUGAUGGCGACCGGUAAAAGUAAAAACCAGAGCUCCCUGGCGCUGCAUAAGGUGAUCAUGGUGGGAAGUGGCGGCGUGGGGAAGUCGGCCCUCACCCUGCAGUUCAUGUACGAUGAGUUUGUGGAGGACUACGAGCCCACCAAGGCAGACAGCUACAGGAAGAAGGUGGUUCUGGAUGGGGAGGAGGUCCAGAUCGACAUUCUGGACACAGCCGGCCAGGAGGACUACGCUGCCAUCAGGGACAACUAUUUCCGCAGCGGGGAGGGCUUCCUGCUGGUGUUCUCCAUCACAGAGCAAGAGUCCUUCUCGGCCACUGUGGAGUUCAGGGAGCAGAUCUUGCGGGUGAAGGCGGAAGAGGACAAGAUCCCGAUCCUUGUGGUCGGGAACAAGUCCGACCUGGAGGAGCGUCGGCAGGUAUCUGUGGAUGAGGCUCGAGGGAAGGCCGAGGAGUGGGGAGUCCAGUACGUCGAGACAUCAGCCAAAACCAGGGCCAACGUCGACAAGGUAUUCUUUGACCUGAUGCGCGAAGUACGAGGCAAGAAGAUGUCAGAAAACAAAGACAAAAAUGGAAAAGGAAAAAACAAAAAGAACAAGAAGAGCUUCAAAGAAAGAUGCUGUUUACUUUGAACCCCGCAUGGACCGAAAUAAUCCACAACGCCACUGUUAAGCUGGUGAACGAAGCAGAGCGUCCUUGCCAUUCAAAUGAAAUGUUAUCCCUUCUUUUCUUUCCAUAAUUGGGUUUAGUUUGGUGUUUAGAACAAUCUCAACAAUAUUUUUAUUUUUUUAUGAAUGAAAUCUGAGUCUCUGUUCCAUUGGAAGAUAACCACUGUUGUGAAUGACUGGCUGCAGGAAGCCAACGACCAAACUGCCACUGACACUAACUUGGCUGCUUGAGACAUUCUCCACUGUUAAACUCAGCGCCCAAACUGCCCUUGACUUUGCUUCAGUGUGUUUUACGCCACAAUUGUUAAGUCUUUGUCAAGUUAACAGCGCUAUUCAUUUCUUUACCUGCUCUAAAUCUUAACCUGCGUAAUUCUUAGCCUUUAGUAUAGAUCCCCUGAAUCUCUGUCCAUCAAUUUACAAGAAACUCAAAUGCUGCUGUCUGUCCUUUGUAAUCAUUAAUGAUGACACUUCAUGUCAUGUCUGUUGAAGAUGUUUGCUCAUUCAUUCGUCUGUCCAGACUCUCGUCAUGACGACUGGAGAGCGUUUUUGGAGUGGCUGUUGAAACGGGAAGCUUCAAACGUUUUCAUUGUUCAGCCCUCGAGGCUGCCGUGUUUUUUGUUUUGGGUCAUCCAAGGAGUUAUCAUUUUCUGACCACAGAAGAACCGUAGCAGUGAGACGACUCGUUGUCAAACGGGGGGAUCAGCCCUUCAUAUGAUGACUGCAAAUCCACCCAGAAGAUUCUUUGCAGUGGUUCAGGAGGACUGAAGCCAGAUAAUAUCUUUGGUUGAUUGUAAAACAAAUGUAUGAUGAGAUAAUUUAUCUCUUAGCUCCCAGAGCUUCCUUUAGAUCUAUAUUAUUGUUAGAUAUCCUGAGGCUGUGAAUAGAAGGUGGUCAUGUGGUCACUAGUGUGACCCUUCUCGCAUCGCGGAUUACUUCCUGUUUUACAUGACUGUUGAAAUGUUCAGUCUGUACUGUGAGGCAGGUGUUGACAAUCCAGCAGGCCAUCAUGAUUCUGGUCCACGAUGGCAUUAUAAUCAAUCACGUCUUAUUCUUCAUUUUUCUUUUUAUACGUUUGUCUUUUUAAUAACAUGCACUACAUUGCCAAUACCUAAGAAGUAGACUUCUUGCCUCGUGCUGGAGAUUUAUAAACAAUUUGUGCCAACAAAAUCACAAAGUCAAUGUUUGUGGAUGUACUGUGUGUAUGCUUAUUAACUUGAGUGUGUGUGUGUGUGUGCGCAUUCACCAGAAAAUCCUACUACUUUUCUGUGUCUAAGUGAAGCUUUGAAGAGGGUGCCAACUUCUGAACUGUUGUUGAAUCAAGUGCUACAGUGAACAAGAUGUUUUUACCACUGCCUAAACCCUUGUUUGUAACCCUCCUUUUUUCGUUCACUUCCUGCUGCUGUGUGGGAGUGUUGCCGAAUAAAUGCUUUUUUCUUUUC